GUCUAAAAUUUGGUUUGUAAAAACUAACCUUUUAUAAACCGUUUGUAAAAAGGUUUUAAAAGCGUCAACAAUUUUAUAACGGCGAAAGUUUAGAAAAAAGCUGAAUUGUAUAUUUCGCCGUGAAGUUUUUUAAAUAAAACCGUUUAUGAACUGUUCCAAUACCGUAAUGUUUUGAACCUUUUUUUUACUUCAGAUAUUGCAGGAAAAAUUCAGGUGUGGCAACACAGCAGCGUAUACGAUGCACACAAGAUUGUUUUCUCAAACUUGGCAACUGCUGGCCAAGAGCGUCAUAGCGUCACUUCGUUGUUGAUACCGUGUUGAUAUUAGAGUGAAUUUUGAGUGACUCUUGGGCCAAGAUCUUAAGUUUGAGAGAGCUAAUGGUUCAGAACAUGAUGUGUUAUUACACUUGUGAAGAAGUGAAACAGCUUCGUGAUGCCAGAAUUAAAUCAAAAUCUCACCCUUCUACACGAUGCAGUACCCAAGUCUAGCUGGCAAUGUCAUCCACAGCCUUGUUUUGCCAGAGUGGAUUUCUGGUUACGAAAAGUAUACUUUGUAUCCAAGGAUGACUCAACAAAAGUCCUCGCAACCAGUUUACUGGAAAACACCAUGAACAUCAGAAAUCCCAAGUCAGAUUGGCUCGAGUAUGAAUUGGUCAGUUAUCUCAAUCCACAUGAUUUAAAAUCCUUGGUGUGGGCAAGCGAAAGAAAAUUCCAAGCUCAAAAUUGCAAGAUGCAGCAGCUUUGGUUGUUGAGAAACCGAGAAGAGAAGGAAACAAUCAGCCAUCUUCCUCUAUUAUCGUUCAUCGUUUUGAGAGUGGGUCACCUGUCGGCCGGAAUAAUUCUGGGAAUGCGGGAGGCAAUUUGCCAAAUGUCCCUUUCGUUCGUCAGUCUGACAAUGGGUCGCCUGUCCUCACUAACAUUACGACUAGCUGCGAAUGCAGGAAACAAUUUGCCGUUUUUCCCGUUCGUUCAUCCGACUGAUGACAGAUUGUGGCCACCUUAUGCCCCGAAUAAUACUACGACUGGAAAUGAUUUCGUCGCCCGUGGCAGAUGACACUUCCGUCGGAACCUCCUACAGAUGUCUACAAUGUUAGUUCUCCACCGAUUGAAAUGCAUCAAUCACCUCCAUGUUUGAUCGAUAGCUCUGCAAACAUCAAUUCGUCAAGCAGUUCGGCAUCAAGUUACAUUUCAACAUCAAGUAACAACGUUUCUUCCAACCGUUUGAAAAGGCGAAGACUUCAUUACAGUUCCGGAAGUGAAAAUAUUCCUCUUGCAAAUUCUCAGUUUGAAGUAAUCCAACAACAACUGAAAAUAAUACAAGAUCAGCAAUCUGCCCUAACUGAAAUUUCGCAGAAAGUUGCGGCGCUCACAAAAGCCGUACAACAAUCUAAUGGAAAUAUUCCGGUGUUGGAAGAAGACCGUGCUCGUCAUGCAACUAUCGUUGAAAAAGAGUUUGAUUUUUUACCAAUAAAAGAUCCUGUUCAGCUCUGUAGUUUUGACGUGAUGGUUGGAGCUCGUGAGAAACAGUCAAUAAGUUUGAUAUUUCACUGGGCCGCGGCGUUUGAAAAAUCGAAAACCAUCAACUCUUUUCUACGUAGCAUUUUCUCUCAACUGAUGGAGCCAGAGGUGGGACACAUUGUUCAGUGGAAGACGAGACGAGUUGCUAAUGAACUCAUAACUGGCUUGAAGUGUAUGCCCAAUAUUCUAGCCAUUAUACUCGUAACUGCCAAUUUCGGUCAAAGGCCAACAACAUCCCGAAACAAGACGUCCAGGAUUUCAUUGAUCGAUG
Daphnia pulicaria is the source of this 1788-nucleotide messenger RNA. RefSeq lists its product as uncharacterized. Bases 433 to 1053 code for a protein of 206 amino acids. Lineage: Eukaryota; Metazoa; Arthropoda; Branchiopoda; Diplostraca; Daphniidae. The record is from RefSeq and is a predicted model, not a curated record. The transcript has 11 exons.